Molecule: messenger RNA, 3655 nt
Organism: Rattus norvegicus (Norway rat)
Lineage: Eukaryota; Metazoa; Chordata; Mammalia; Rodentia; Muridae
Source: RefSeq, a predicted model, not a curated record
UCCCAGGCUUGAUGCUAGGGCCGAGAACUGUGUACCUACCCUGUACCUUCAGCUCACUGUAACCCUUAAGGAGGUGCUCAAGUCACUCAAGACUACUGGCCAAUUGGAGUCUUCAAUGCACCUGCCAAUCAGAAGAGAAGGCGGGCUUUUCCGGGUUCCUAGGUGUAGGAUUUGUUUAGUAGUUAAGUAGUCUUAACUGGUCCUGGCUGCUGUGCUCUCUGUUCUGCCUUUGGAUUCUCUGAGGCAUGUUCAGGCAAGCUCCAAAGUUGCGACAUGGAUGUAUUGACCUAUGAUGAUGUACAUGUGAACUUCACUCGAGAAGAAUGGGCUUUGCUGGAUCCUUCACAGAAGAGUCUCUACAAAGAUGUGAUGCAGGAGACCUACAGGAACCUCACUGCUAUAGGUUACAAUUGGGAAGACCAUACUAUUGAAGAACAUUGUCAAAGUUUCAGAAGACAUGGAAGGUAAUUUUCAUGUGCAAGUUGGUAUGAAUAUGCCUCUGAAGAAAUGUUAGUAUGUCCUGGAACUUUUAAAGAAAAGCAACAGUGGUAAAGAAAAAAGCACUUCUCUAAGUUUAUUGAUUAUUAAAUUCUCACAAAUCCAUGUACCUCAAUGUCAGGUGUCUGAUUUGAAAGAAAACAAGGAAACAAUGCCUUAACAAAUAUUACCAUUUGAAUCAUAGCCACAUUACAGCUACUCUGUAUACCUGCCAAUCUGUUUAGUCUCAUAACACACACACACACACACACACACACACACACACACACACACACGCACAGAGAGAGAAACAGAGUAGGUGAUAAGUUUAUGUUUCUAAUAGGCAAAUAUAUCAUAGUAAAGCUGAUUACUCAUAUAGUAACAUUGUUAAGUUUAAGUGAGAGGGACAGUUUAUGAGAGUCAAGAAUGUUUUUGAAGAGAAAACUUAAUUCUUAUACCAUAUGUCUAUGAUGAACAAAAAAUCAAACUGUAUGAAUGAUGCAAUGUGGAAAUAUUUCAUUUGUUAUUUUAACAGCUAUAUCCUGUGUCACAAUGGAUACAAGCCAUGUGAGCACAAGGAUAUUGAAAGAAGCAAUGUCUCCCCACCCCCAGAACAAUUAAGAUAUAUGUAGUAGUCCACAUUUGAGCAGACUUUCUCAGUGUGAUACAAGUUUAUAAUUAGUUGGUUUCCCAACUUCAUUGGGAAUAUAUCCAUAAAGUCACAUAGCAGAAAAUCCCUAUGAAUACUAGGAUUGUGGAAAUUCCUUUCUGUUUGUCCUGGUUCACUUUGCUGAUGUGGUAUGCAAACGUAGUGUAUUUCACAAUAAUGGAAAGCAUAUGAAUGUACUCAAUGUGGUAAAGCUCUGAGCUCUUCCAUUUCUCUUCAAAUAUAUGAGAAAUCUCAUAGAGAUAAAAGAUGGUACAAAUGUGAGCCAUGUAAUAACACUUUUACCAACCCAUAAUGAAUGGGAAACCAUGAGUGUAAACAAAGUGAUACAACCUUAAGAUGUGAUUCUUCUUUACAAUUAGACCAAAUUAUAAAAUUAAUUUCCAAUUAUUAGAUUCAUUAGUUUAGUGGUAAAGCUUUCACAUGUGCCAACUAUCUAUCUUUGCAGGCAUGAAAGAUGUCAUACUGGAGAGAAACCCUCUGAAAAUACUCAGUGUUGUAAAGCCUUUGCACAACAUAGUCCUCUCCAAAGACAUAAAAGCACACAUACUGGAGAGAAACUCUAUGAAUGUAAGUCACGUGAUAAAGCCUUUACAUACUAUUCUCAGCUUCAAACUCUUGAAAGAAUUCAUGCUGGAGAAAAACCCUACAAAUGCAAUCAAUGUGGUAAAGCCUUUACAUCUCAUAGUUCUCUCCAAGUACAUGAAAGAAUACAUACUGGAGAGAAACCCUACAAAUGCAAUCAAUGUGGUAAAGCCUUUGCACAACUCAGUCAUCUCAAAACGCAUGGAAUAACACAUUCUGGAGAGAAACCUUACGAAUGUGAACAGUGUGGUAAAGCCUUUACAUCUCAUAGUUAUCUCCAAGUAUAUAAAAGAAUACAUACUGGAGAGAAGCUCUAUGAAUGUGAUCAAUGUGGUAAAGCCUUUGUACUUCACAAUGCUCUUAAAAGACAUAAAAGAAUACAUACUGGAGAGAAGCUCUAUGAAUGUGAUCAAUGUGGUAAAGCCUUUGCAUAUCAUAGUUAUCUCCAAGUACAUAAAAGAAUACAUACUGGAGAGAAACCCUACAAAUGCAAUCAAUGUGGUAAAGCCUUUGCACAACUCAGUCAUCUCAAAACGCAUGGAAUAACACAUACUGGAGAGAAAUCCUACGAAUGCAAUCAGUGUGGUAAAGCCUUUACAUCUCAUAGUUAUCUCCAAGUACAUAAAAGAAUACAUACUGGAGAGAAGCUCUAUGAAUGUGAUCAAUGUGGUAAAGCCUUUGUACUUCACAGUACUCUUAAAAGACAUAAAAGAAUACAUACUGGAGAGAAGCUCUAUGAAUGUGAUCAAUGUGGUAAAGCCUUUACAUCUCAUAGUUAUCUCCAAGUACAUAAAAGAAUACAUACUGGAGAGAAGCUCUAUGAAUGUGAUCAAUGUGGUAAAGCCUUUGUACUUCACAGUGCUCUUAAAAGACAUAAAAGAAUACAUACUGGAGAGAAGCUCUAUGAAUGUGAUCAAUGUGGUAAAGCCUUUGCAUAUCAUAGUUAUCUCCAAGUACAUAAAAGAAUACAUACUGGAGAGAAGCCCUAUGUAUGUGAUCGGUGUGAUAAAGCCUUUGCAUAUCAGAGUUAUCUCCAAGUACAUAAAAGAAUACAUACUGGAGAGAAGCCCUAUGUAUGUGAUCGGUGUGAUAAAGCCUUUGCAUAUCAUAGUUAUCUCCAAGUACAUAAAAGAAUACAUACUCGAGAGAAUCUCUAUGAAUGUGAUCAAUGUGGUAAAGCCUUUACAUCUCAUAGUUCUCUCCAAGUACAUAAAAGAAUACAUACUGGAGAGAAGCCCUAUGUAUGUGAUCAAUGUGGUAAAGACUUCGUAGUUCCGAGUGAUCUUAAAAGACAUAAAAGAACACAUACUGAAGAGAAACUUUACAAAUGUAAUGAAUGUGGUAAGGCCUUUGUCUGUAAUGCUAGUCUCCGAAAACAUAAAGCAACACAUACUGGAGUGAAACCUUUCGAUUGUAAGCAAUGUGGUAAAGCCUUUGUAGGUCAGAAUGACCUUAGAAGGCAUGAAAGAAUUCAUACUGGAGAGAAACCUUACGAAUGUAAUGAAUGUGGUAAAGCCUUUUCACAAUCAAGCCAACUCCAACUACAUAAAAGAACACAUACAUACUAAAGAGUAACCCUAUGAAUGUAACCAAUGUAGUAAAGCCUUUACUGUGAUCUUCAAAGGUAUGGUGGUUUAAAUAUACUUGGCCCAUGGCAAGUGGCAGUGUUAGGAGGUAUGGCCUUUUUGGAGUAGAUGUGACCUUUGAGGAAGUAUGUCAAUGUGGAGGGGGGAUGGGCUUUCAGACCUCAUGCUUAAACUCUACCCAGGGCAGAAGAGUCUUCUGGCUGCCUUCUGAUCAAGAUGUAGAACUCUAUCCUCCAGCACCAUAUCUGCUUGGACACUGACAUUUCUUCCACCUUGAUCAUAGACUGAACCUCUGAAUCUGUAUACCUCCCCUCCCCACAAUUAAAUGUCCUUUCUAAGA